Molecule: messenger RNA, 14221 nt
Organism: Pararge aegeria (speckled wood butterfly)
Lineage: Eukaryota; Metazoa; Arthropoda; Insecta; Lepidoptera; Nymphalidae
Gene: kug
Product: fat-like cadherin-related tumor suppressor homolog
Exons: 27
Coding region: 1-13467 (4488 amino acids)
Biological process (GO): homophilic cell-cell adhesion
Cellular component (GO): plasma membrane
Molecular function (GO): calcium ion binding
Source: RefSeq, a predicted model, not a curated record
AUGCCGAGCGCGCGCGCGCUGCUGCUGCUGCUGCUGUGCGGCGCGCACGCGCACGAGCUGCGCUUCGAGCACGCGCUCUACAACGUGAGCGUGCCCGAGAACAGCGCGCCGCGCACGCCCGCCGUGCAGCCGCCCGGCGCGCCGCCGCUGGGCGUGCGCGUGCCGGGCGGCGCGCGCGUGCGCUUCCGCAUCCGCCACGGCGACCGCGACAAGUUCUUCAAGGCCGAGGAGCGCUUGGUGGGCGACUUCUGCUUCCUGGCGCUGCGCACGCGCGCCGGCCACGACGUGCUCAACCGCGAGCGCCGCGACCUGUUCCGUCUCGACGUGCGCGCCUCGGCCGCGCUGGCAGGCCGCACGCUCGAGGCCGACGCUGUGGUGCUGGUACGCGUGACGGACGAGAACGACCUCAGUCCGCUGUUUCUGCCCACCGAGUACGACGCGCCGCUGCGCGAGGAUGUGCCGCUGCACGCCAGCGUAGCGCGCGUGGCGGCCGAGGACGCCGACUUGGGCCUCAACGGCGAAAUCUACUACAGCCUGGCCGAGCGCACGGACCGCGUGGCGGUCCACCCCACCAGCGGCGUGGUCAGCGUAACACGCGUGCCGCGCGCCGCCGACGGCGCGCUCGAGCUUACCGUGCUGGCGCAGGAUCGCGCCUCGCUGAGCGUGCGCGGCGAACGGGCGCCGGCUGCGCGUGCGUCAUUGCGUCUAACCGUCAUACCCGCCAACUUACACGCGCCCGAACUGCACGUGCGUCACCUGCCGGAGCUCGUUGAGGGAUCCGCGGCCACGGUGUACGCCAUUGUAGCCGUGACGGACCGCGACGAGGGCGAGCACGGCCGCAUCGCUAACCUGGACAUCGUCGACGGCGACCCCGACGGGCACUUCCGCGUGCGCGCGUCGGUCGUGCCCGGAGAGUUCGACGUGGUGGCGCACGCGCUGCUAGACCGCGAGCGUGCGCCGCGCGGCUACAACCUCACUCUGCGCGCCACGGACGCCGGCACGCCCGCGCGCGCCGCUUACACCACGCUGCCCGUGACACUGCGCGACACCGACGACAGUGCGCCCGUGUUCAGCCGCGAGCUGUACGAAGCGCGCGUCAGCGAGACGGCGCCGCCCAACACGCCCGUCAUCCGGCUGAAGGUGAGCGACCGCGACGAGGGCCGCAACGCCCGCGUCUACAUCGAGAUAGUGGGCGGCAACGAGGGCGGCGAGUUCGCCGUCAACGCGGACACGGGCGUCCUGUACACGGCGGUGGCGCUGGAUGCGGAGCAUAAGUCGCUGUACACGCUGACCGUAUCCGCCGUGGACCAGGGGGACGCGGGCGCGCGCAAACAGUCUUCCGCCAAAGUGAAGAUCGAAGUGGUGGACGCCAACGACAACGACCCCGUGUUCGAGCGCGAGGAGCUGCACGUGACGCUGGCGGAGAACGGCGCGGCGGGCGCGGUGGUGGCGCGCGUGGCGGCGCGAGACGCGGACGCGGGUGAGAACGCGUACGUGUCGUACGCUAUCGCCAACCUGCAGCCCGUGCCCUUCGAGGUCGACCACUUCUCGGGCGCCGUGCGCACCACGCGCCUGCUGGACUACGAGAGCAUGCGGCGCGAGUACGCGCUGCGAAUCCGCGCCAGCGACUGGGGCCUGCCGUACCGACGCCAGGCCGAGAUGCGCCUCACCGUGCAUCUGCAGGACGUCAACGACAACCGGCCGCAGUUCGAGCGCGUCGACUGCGUCGGCUAUCUGUCGCGCAAGCUCGCCAUCGGCUCCGAGAUUGUGACCCUGUCGGCGAUAGACUUCGACUCCGGCGACGUCGUGUCAUAUCGCAUCGCGGGCGGCAACGAGGACAACUGCUUCUCGCUGGACGCCAGCACCGGAGUGCUGGUGCUGGCGUGCGACCUGGGCGACGUGCGCGCCGACUCGCGCGCGCUCAACGUCACGGCCACCGACGGCACGCACUUCGCGGACGCCGCUGCGCUCACGCUGCACCUGGCGGGCGGCGACGCGGCCGAGCCCGGCGCGCUGGAGUGCCGCGACACCGGCGUCGCGCGCCGCCUCACCGAGCUGCUGGCGGCGGCCGAGCGCAGCAACGCUCCCGAGGACUUCGCCGAGGACUUCCCCGAGGCACCGUCCCGCUACGGCGAGAACCUGCACUACCCCGAGUUCGAGGACUUCCCGGUCGAAGUGAAGGUGAACGAGUCUGUGGCGCUGGGCACGUCGCUCGUGCGUCUGCGGGCGCGCGACCGGGACCUGGGCUACAAUGGCCUGCUGGUGUACGCGAUAUCGGGCGGGGACGCCGACUCCGCCUUCCGCAUCGACCCCGACACGGGGGAGCUCAAAGUGAUCGGCUACCUGGACCGCGAGCGGGAGAGCGAGUACUAUCUGAACGUCACGGUGUUCGACCUGGGCCGGCCGCCGCGCGCAGCCUCGCGGCUUCUGCCCGUCACCGUCUUGGACGUCAACGACAACGCGCCGCGCUUCCGCAGCAGCCUGGCCAGCCUGCGCGUGACGGAGAACGCGCUCAACGGCACGGCCAUCUUCCGCGCCGACGCCACAGACCGCGACGGCGGCGACUUCGGCCGCGUGACCUACAGCCUCACCGGCGCGGGCGACGGGGAGUUCUGCGUGGACCGCGCGGGCGGUGCCGUGGCUGUGUGCGCGCCGCUGGACCGCGAGCGGCGAGCGGUGUACGAGCUGACGGUGCUGGCCACGGACGGCGGCGGCCUUCGCGCUGAGGCGCUGGUGCGCGUGUUCGUGGACGACGUCAACGACAACGCGCCACAGUUCGCGCUGCCAGCCUACGAGGCGCACGUGCGCGAGGACGUGCCCGUGGGCACCGUGGUGGCCGUGCUCGAGGCCUUCGACCCCGACCUGGGCGCCGGCGGCGUCGUGGCGUACUCGCUGCCCGACCAGGCCGACGACGCGGCGUUCAACGUGGACGCCACCUCGGGGACCGUGCGGACCGCCAAACGACUGGACUUCGAGGAGAGACAGGUGUACGGAGUGACUGUGCGCGCCACAGACGGCGGGCAGCCGGCGCUGUGGGCGGAGGCCACACUCAUCGUGGAGGUGGCGGAUGUGGACGAGAACGCGCACUCGCCCGUGUUCGCCGACUGGCCGGCACUGCAGGCGCGCGUGCCCGAAGACGCGCCGCCGGGCACGCGCGUGCUCGCGGCGGCCGCCACGGACGCCGACCCGCCCGGCCGCGACUCGCGCCUUGCCUACUACGUGCUGGGCGGCUCGGGCCUGGCGCACUUCUCCGUGGACGACGAGGGGGUGGUGCGCACGCGGACGCCGCUGGAUCGCGAGACCACGCCGCACUACUGGCUCACCCUGUGCGCGCAGGACCAGGGGCUGGUGCCGCGCCACGCGUGCGUCGAGGUGUACAUCGAGGUGGAAGACGUGAACGACAUGGCGCCGUGGCCGGAGCAGGCGGAGUACUUCGCCACCGUGCCCGAGCACUGCGCCGCCGGCACGCUGGUGGUGCGCGUACGCGCCCACGACGCCGACGCCGCACCCGCGCCCGUGCGCCUGCGCUACGCCAUCGCGGCCGGCAACCCCGACGGGCUGUUCGCCAUCGACGAGGCCUCCGGCGAGCUGCGCACCACGGGCCGCGCGCUGGACCGCGAAGCGCUGGCCGUGCACGCGCUGGAGGUGUCGGUGUCGGACGGCGAGCUGGCCAGCUCCGUGCGCGUUCGCGUCGCGCUGGCGGACCUCAACGACCACGCGCCCGUCUUCACGCAGCGCUUCUACGACGUGCGCGCGCCCGCCGGCCCGCAGGAUGACGAGGCGGCUUCUGUUGAAGGCCAAGAGAGUAGCUCGGAGGCGGAGGCGGAGGCCGAGGCCGAGGCCGACGAGGACGACGAGGCCGCGGCGCGCGACGCGUGGGACGAGUGGGACGACGACGAGCCCGGCGGCACCUACGUUACCACCGUGGCCGCGCUCGACAGCGACGCGGGCGAGAACGGCACCGUGCGCUACAGCGGCCGCGCCCGCGGCGCCGCGCGCGGCCUGUUGCGCGUGCACGCGCGCACCGGCCGCGUGCACGCCGCGCCGCGCCUGCUGCGCGCGCCGCGCCGCGCCUACGACCUGGGCGUGCGCGCGUGCGACGGCGCGCGGCCGCCGCGCUGCGCCGCCGGCCGCGUGCGCGUGCGCGUGGUGGCGGCCGGCCGCGGCCUGGCGCCCGCCGUGCGCGCCGUGGCGCCGCUGCAGGCCGCCGAGCUGGACGCGCCCGGCUUCCUGCUGGCGCUGCUGCAGGCCAGCGACGCGGAGGGCGACGCGCUGUACUACGACAUCGUGGGUGGCGACCCGCAGCGCCAGUUCGCGGUGGGGCGCGAGGACGGCAGCCUGGUGCUGGCGCGGCGCCUGCUGUGGGAGGAGCGCGAGCACUACUCGCUGAACGUGUCGGUGAGCGACGGGCGGCGCGCGGCGCACGCGCUGGUGAACGUGUCGGUCAUCAACGACGCGCACGAGGGCGGCGUGGCGUUCGCGCGCGCCGCGUACGCGCUGGACGUGCCGGAGAGCGCGCGCGCGGGCGAGGCGCUGCUGGCGCUGGGCGCGGCGGCGGGGCGCGGCGCGCGCCUGCUGUUCGGGCUGCACGCCGCGCGCGCGCCGCGGGACCUGGGCCUGUUCCGCCUGCACGAGCUCAGCGGCGUGCUGGAGCUGGCGCGCCCGCUGGACCGCGAGGCGGCGGCCGUGCACGAGCUGACGGUGUGGGCGCGCGACCAGGCGCCGCGCGCGUCGCUGGCCUUCGCGCGCGUCACGGUGCGCGUGCUGGACGACGACGAGCACGCGCCCGAGUGGGGGCGGCGCCUGUGGGAGGUGCGCGUGCCGCGCGGCGCGGCGCCGGGCGCGCUGCUGGCGCCGCUGCGCGCGUUCGACCGCGACGCGGACGACGCGGCGCGCGUGCGCUACUCGCUGGCGGGCGACGCGGCCGGCCAGUUCGCGGUGGACGCGCUGGGCGACGUGCGCCUGGCGCGCGCGCUGCCCGCCGCCGGGCCGCGCGAGUACGCGCUGAGCGUGCGCGCCGCCGGCCCGCCGCCCGCCGCGCGCGCCGCCGCGCUGCCGCUGCACGUGCUGGUGGUGGAGCCCGACGCCGCGCCGCCGCGCUUCGCCGACGCGGCCGCGGCGUUCGAGGCGCCGGAGGACGCGGCCGUGGGCGCGGCGCUGGGCUCGGUGCGCGCGCGCAGCCACUCGGCCGUGCGCUACGAGCUGCGCGGCGCGCGCGGCGCCUUCCGCCUCGACCCGGCCGGCGUGCUGCGCCUGGCCGCGCCGCUGGACUACGAGGCGCAGGACGCGUACGACCUCAGCGUCACCGCCACCAACAUGGGCGGCGGCAGCGCAACCGCGAGCGUCACGGUGCACGUGCUGGACCGCAACGAGUUCCCGCCAGUGCUGCUACAGCGGGAGUACCGCGGCCGCAUAUCCGAGGCGGCCGCGGCGGGCGCGCUGGUGAGCGACGCGGGCGCGGGGCCGGGCGUGCCGCUGGUGCUGGGCACGGCGGACGGCGACUCGCCCGCCAACCGGCAGCGCGCCUUCGAGGUGCUGGAGCCCGACGCCGCCGCGCUGUUCCGCCUCGACCCCACCACGGGCGCGCUGCGCCUGGCCGCGCCGCUGGACUACGAGCGCCAGCGCGUGCACAGCUUCACCGUCAAGGUGCUGGACAUGGGCGAGCCGCGCCUGCCCUCGCACAGCACCGCCGCCGUGCGCGUGGAGGUGACCAACGAGAACGACUGCGCGCCCGCCUUCGCGCAGGACGCCUACGCGGCCACCGUGCUGCUGCCCACGGUGGCCGGCGUGCGCGUGCUGGCGCUGGCCGCCGCCGACGCCGACGACCCCGCCGGCCUGCUGCCGCUCAAGUACGACGUUCUGGACACCGACGCGCCGGGCGCGUUCGCGCUGUCGGCCGCCGGCGAGCUCAGCGUGGCCGAGCCGGCGCCCGCGGCCGGCGCGCACCGCCUGCGCGUGCGCGUGUCGGACGGCGUGCACUCGGCCACGGCGCGCGUGGAGGUGCGCGUGCGCGAGCCCGACAACGCGGGGCUCGCGUUCCAGAAGACGGACUACUACGGCUCCGUGCUGGAGAACUCGACGCGGCCGAGCGUCGUGGCCGUGCCGGCCGUGCUGGGCGCGGCGCUCAACGAGCACGUGCAGUUCCGCCUGCUGAACCCCACGGCCGGGUUCGCGGUGGGCGCGUCGUCGGGCGCCGUGCGCAGCGCCGGCCGCGCGCUGGACCGCGAGCAGCGCGACAGCUACACGCUGCUGCUGCAGGCGCGCAGCGGGCCGCGCGUGGCGCACGCGCGCCUGCACGUGGCCGUCACGGACGUCAACGACAACUGCCCCGUGUUCGUGCAGCGGCCCUACGUGGCGGCCGUGCGCGCGGGCGCCGAGCCCGGCACGCCCGUGCUGCGCGUGCGCGCCGUAGACGCCGACGCCAACGACAACGGCGAGGUGCGGUACGAAAUGAAGCGCGGCCACGGCGAGCUGUUCCGCGUGGACCGGCGCUCCGGCCAGAUCUCGCUGAAGCAGACGCUGGACGCGCGCAGCGAGCCGUACGCGCUCGUCAUCGCCGCGUUCGAUGGCGGCACGCCCGCGUGCGGCGCGGAGGCGGCCGUGGCCGUGCGCGUGUGGGCCGGCGGCGCCGCGCCGUCGUGGGCCGCGGCGCACGUGGCGCUGAGCGCGCGCGAGGACGCGGCGCCGGGCGCGGCGCUGGGCGGCCCGCUGACGGCGCGCUCGCCGCUGGCGCGCCCGCUGCUGUACACGCUGCAGGCCGGCGCCGCGGACCUGUUCGAGAUCCACUUCGACACGGCGCCCGACCGAGGCAGCGGUCCGUGCUCGCUGGUGGCGCGCGCGGCGCUGGACUACGAGGCGGCGCGUACGCACGAGCUUACCGUGCGCGCGACUGACGGCGUGACGGGCGUCUUCGCCGACCUGGCCGUCACGCUGCACGUGCUGGACGUCAACGACUGCGCGCCCGACUUCGGCGCCGACGAGUUCCGCGCCUCCGUGUCCGAGGCCGCCGCCGUGGGCUCCGAGUUGCUCACCGUGCGCGCCACCGACGCCGACAGCGGCGCCAACGGAGAGGUGAGCUACUCGCUGGCGGCGUGGGGCGGCGCCGACGGGCCGCUGCCCUUCGCCGUGGACGCGCGCUCGGGGCUCGUGCGCGUGGCGGCGCCGCUGGACCGCGAGCUGCGCGCCGCGCACCACCUCACGCUCACGGCGCGCGACGCGGGCAGCCCGCCGCAGCUCACCACGGCGCACCUCUUCGUCACCGUGGAGGACGUGAACGACUGCGCGCCGCGCAUGGAGCGCGCCGUGCUGAGUGCGCUGGUGUCGGACGAGGCGGCGCGCGGCGUGGCGCUGGCGCGCGCGGCGGCGUGGGACGCGGACGCGGCGCCGCGGCUGCGCUACGCGCUGGCGGGCCCGGCGCGCGGCCUGGCCGUGGACGAGCGCUCGGGCGUGCUGUCGCUGCUGGACGCGCGCGCACUCGGCGCGCUGCGCUCGCUCAACGUGUCGGUGUCGGACGGCGCGCACGCCGCCUUCGCACGCGUCAAGCUGUCGCUGGCGCCCGCCAACCGCCACGCGCCGCACUUCGCGCACGUGCUGUACGAGGCGCGCGCGCCGGAGAACCGGCCGCCGCCGUUGCCGCUGACCACGGUGAAGGCGAUGGACGCGGACGCGGGCGAGUACGGCGCGGUGACGUACGCCAUCCCGUCGGCGCGCCUGCGCGAGCUGUUCGCCGUGGACGCCAGCAGCGGCGCGCUGAGCACGCGCGUGCCGCUGGACCGCGAGCACCGCGCCGAGUGGGAGGUGCCGGUGACGGCCAGCGACGGCGGCGGCCGUCUGGGCCACACCACGGUGCGCGUGCGCGUGGGCGACGCCAACGACCACGCGCCCGCGUUCCCGCUGCGCGAGUACCGCGCCGCCGUGGCGCCCGACCGCGCGCCGCAGCUGCCCUUCCUGGCGCUGGCGGCGCUCGACGCGGACGCGGGCGAGCACGCGCGCCUGCGCUACGCCGCGUACGACGGCGAGCUGGGCGACGCCGCCGGCCUGUUCGCCGUGGACGCGCUGACGGGCGCGCUGGCCCUGGCGCGCGACGCGGCGGCAUUCGCGGGCCGCUCGCUGCAGCUGUGGGUGCGCGCCGCGGACGGCGGCGGGCUGGCGGGCGAGGCGGGCGUGGCCGUGCGCGUGCUGCGGGCGGGCGAGCGCGCGCCGCGCCUGGCGCCGCCGCCGCCGGCCGUGUUCCUGCGCGAGGACGCGGCGCCGGGCACGCUGGUGGCGCAGCUGCGCGCGGCGGCGGGCGGCGCGCUGCCGGCGCUGCGCCUGGCGCCGGCGCACGGCGCGCGCGCGCAGUUCUCGCUGGACGCGGCAGGCCGCCUGCUGCUGGCGGCGCCGCUGGACCGCGAGGCGGCGCCCGACCACGUCAUCGGAAUCAUCGCGGAGGACCCGCUGGACCCGACGCUGGCCAGCAUGGUGCAGACGCGCCUGCACGUGCUGGACGUCAACGAGCACGCGCCCGCCUUCCACUCGCAGCCCUACGUCGUGCAGCUGGCCGAGAACACGCCGCCGCACUCCAGCGUCGUGCAGCUGAUGGCGGACGACCCGGACGCGGGCUCCAACGGCGAGGUGCGCUUCGCGCUGCUGGCCGACGCGCCGCUGCCCUUCGCCGUGGACGCGCACAGCGGCUGGGUGACCACCACGGCGCCGCUGGACCGCGAGGCGCGCGCCGAGUACCGCGUGGCGCUGGAGGCGCGCGACGCGGGCGCGCCGGCGCUGGCCUCGCGCGGCUCGCUCGUGGUGCGCGUGCUGGACUACAACGACUGCGCGCCGCGCUUCGCGCAGAGCACGCACGCGGCCGCCGUGCGCGAGGACGCGGCGCCGGGCACGGUGCUGCUGCGGCUGGCCGUGGCCGACGCGGACGCGGCGGGCGCGCCGCUCAGCUACUUCGUGGCGGCCGGCGACGCGCGCGCGCGCUUCGGCGUGCGCGCACCCGGCGAGCUGUACGUGGCGCGCGCGCUGGACCGCGAGACCGAGCCCGCUUACUCGCUGUCGGUGGCGGCCACGGACGGCAAGUUCACGGCCUACACCACCGUGCACGUGGCGGUGGAGGACGCCAACGACAACCCGCCGUACUGCGUGCGGCACCGCUACCGCGUGCGGCUGCGCGAGGACGCGCCGCGCGGCCAGCCGCUGCUCACGCUGCUGACGCGCGACGCCGACGAGCCGCACCACGCGCGCCUGCGCUACUUCCUCAGCGGCGAGCACGCCGACCACUUCUCCAUCCACAAGGAGACGGGCGAGGUGCGCGUGGCGGCGCCGCUGGACCGCGAGCGCGUGGCCUCCUACCGCCUCCGCGCGCACGCGCAGGACCGCGACCGCGCCGACUGGGCGUGCUCGUCCGAGCUGCUGCUCGCGCUGGACGACGUCAACGACAACGCGCCGCGCUUCUCCGCGCCGCUCUACAGCGCCACGCUGCCCGAGGACGCGGAGCCGGGCACGCUGGUGGCCAAGGUGCACGCCACCGACGACGACCUGGGCGAGAACCGCUCCGUGCGCUACUCCUUCGUGGACGAGAGCGCCGCGCGCACCUUCGCGCUGGCGCCCGACAGCGGCAUCGUCACGCUGCGCGGGGCGCUGGACCGCGAGACGCUGGCCGAGCACCGCCUCGUGCUGCGCGCCUCGGACGCCGGCCGGCCCGCGCGCAGCGCCACGGCCACGCUGCGCCUCGCCGUGGCCGACGUCAACGACAACCCGCCCGAGUUCGAGCUGCGCCUGUACCGCGCCGCCGUGCCCGAGCUGGCCGCGCCGGGCGCCGAGCUGUUACGCGUGCACGCCACGUCGCGCGACGCGGGCGCCAACGCCGCCGUGGCCUACGCGCUGGUGGGCGGCGCCGACCGCGACGACUUCGCAGUGCACCCCGCCUCGGGCGUGCUCCGCGUGGCGCGCCCGCUGGACUAUGAGCGGCGACGCGCCUACCUGCUCACCGUGCAGGCGCUGGACGGCGGCACCCCGCCGCUCAGCGACACGACCAGCGUCAACAUAACCGUCACCGACGCCAACGACAACGCGCCCGUCUUCUCGCAGGCGUCGUACGGCGCGCGCGUGCGCGAGGACGCCCUCGUGGGCUACCGCGUCGUGCAGGUGCUCGCGAACGACGCCGACGACGGCGCUAACGGCCGCGUCUCCUACGCCAUCGCCCGCGGCGACCGCGACGGCCGCUUCGUAAUCGACGCCGACACGGGCUACGUAUCGCUGGCCGCACCGUUGGACCGCGAGAGCCGGCCCGCCUACGUGCUGGAGCUGCGCGCGCGCGACCGCGGCGUACCCGCGCUGGAGGCGACCGCGCUGCUCAACGUCGAGGUGCUGGACGCCAACGACAACCCGCCGCUGUUCGCGCUCUCCAACUACAGCGUCGUCGUGCAGGAGGACAAGCCGCUGGGCCACACCGUGCUGAAGCUCGAAGUGUCCGACGCCGACGCGCCGCCCAACGCGGCGCCGUACACCUUCGACUUCCAGAGCGGCAACGAGAUGGGCGCCUUCCGCCUGGAGCAGGACGGCUCGCUGCGCACGGCGACGCGCUUCAGCCACCGCGUGCGCGAACGCUACGCGCUGCACCUGCGCGUGUUCGACAACGGCACGCCGCCGCUGUUCUCCGACGCCUGGGUGCACGUGCGCGUGGUGCAACAGUCGCAGUACCCGCCCGUGGCCACGCCGCUCGAGGUGCUCGUCAACUCGUACCGCGACGAGUUCCCGGGCGGCGUGCUGGGCCGCGUGGAGGCCUCGGACCGCGACGCCUACGACCGGCUGACCUUCGCGCUGGCGCCCGUCGACGGCGCGCCGGCGCCCACCGACCUGUUCGAGAUCGACCCCGCCGACGGCACGCUGCGCGCCGUGCCGCGGCUCGACGUGGGCGCGUACCGCCUCAACGUCACGGUCGGCGACGGCAAGUUCGUGACCUGCGCCGCCGUGCGCGUGACCGUGGUGCUGGUGUCCGACGAGGCGCUGGCGCAGGCCGUGCUGGUGCGCUUCCGCCAGGUCACGGACCGCGACUUCGUGCUGGGCCACCGCCUGGGCUUCCUGCGCGCCGUGCGCGAGGCGGCGGGCGCGGCGCCGGGCGACGUGCUGCUGCUGGGCGUGGCGGCGGGCGCGCGCGCGCUGCUGGACGUGGGCGUGGCCGUGCGCGCGGGCGGCGCCUGGCUGCCCGCCGCCGCGCUGCGCCGCCGCCUGCACGCGCAGCUCGAGCGGCUCGAGGAGCUGGCGCGCCUCGUGCUGGACGAGCUGCCGCGCGCGCCGUGCGGCGGCUGCGAGCACGGCGCGUGCGCCGAGCGCGUGGAGCUGCGCGGCGAGGCGCGCUCCGUGGGCGGCGCCGCCUUCGCGCUGGUGGCGCCGCAGCCGCACGCGCGCGGCUCGUGCGCGUGCGAGCCCGGCUUCGGCGGCGAGCGCUGCGAGCGCGCGGCGGCGUGCGAGGCGUGCGGCGGCGUGCUGCGGCUGGCGGGCGACGGCUACCUGGCCUUCCGGCUGGCGCGCGGCGCGCUGGCGGGCGCGCGCGUGCCGGAGGACGAGCUGCUGGUGGCGCUGCGGUUCCGCACGCGCGCGGCGCGCGGCACGCUGCUGCGCGCGGCGGGGCGCGCCGAGCACGCCACGCUGGAGCUGGCGGACGGGCGCGUGCAGUUCCGCAUGCAGCUGGGCGCGGGCGAGGCGCGGCUGCGCGCGGGCGGCGCGGUGGCGGACGGCGAGUGGCACGCCGUGCGGCUGGAGCGGCGCGGCGCGGGCGCGCGGCUGGUGGUGGACCGGCACGCGGCGCAGGCGCGCGCGCCGCCGCCGGCCGCGGUGCUGGACGCGCGCGCCGGCCGCGUGCUGCUGGGCGCGGCGCUGGAGCGGCACGCGCACGCGCUGGCGCCGGAGCAGGUGACGGACGGCUUCGACGGCUGCAUCGCGGACGUCACGCUGGGCGGCGUGCGUCUGCCGCUGGAAGAGGGCGGCACGUCGGCCGACGGGCGCGCGCAGCUCGUGCGCAGCGUCAACGCGCUCGUGGCCGACGAGUGCGCGCCGCUGCCCGAGCCCGACGCGUGCUCCGCGCAGCCCUGCCGGCACGGCGGCACGUGCCGCGCGCGCCCCGACCUGGCCGCCGACGCCUUCGAGUGCGCGUGCCACGCGCGCUUCCUGGGCCGGCGCUGCGAGCUGGACUCCGACCCGUGCGCCUCGCAGCCGUGCCUGCACGGCGGCUUCUGCGCGGCCGAGGGCGAGGGCGCGUUCCGCUGCGCCUGCGCCGCCGGGCUGGAGGGCGCGCGCUGCGAGCGCGGCCGCUGGUGCGCGCCCGGCGCGUGCGCGCACGGCGGCGAGUGCGAGGAGGGCGAGUGGGGCCCGUCGUGUCGCUGCCGCGGCUACUACGGCCCGAGCUGCCAGUACGACGUGGACGAGUGCGCGGGCGAGCCCUGCCUCAACGGCGCCACGUGCCUCAACGAGCCGGGCUCCUUCCGCUGCCUGUGCCCGCCCGACAAGACCGGCAUGCACUGCGGCAACCCGCUGCACUCGGACGCCGUGGUGGCGGGCGACGCGGCGGGCGGCGGGCGCGCGCUGCGCGAGCUGUGGCGCUGGGCGCUGGCGGCGCGCUGGCCGCUGGGCGCGGCGGCGGGCGCGCUGCUGCUGCUGCUGCUGCUGGCGCUGCUGCCGGCGGCGCUGCGGCGCCGGGCGCGCGCGCCGCCCGCCGCGGACAAGCUGCCGCCGCGCAGCAAGCUGUCCAACCUGGAGGCCGUGCGGCGCGGCCGGCCCGCGUCGUGCGCCGCCGAGCCGCCGCUCAACAACAUCGACACGCUGCGCUCGUACGGCUCGGCCGGCGACGAGCUGGAGGGCAUCCCGCCCGACUACCUGCGCAACCUCAACCUGCACGUGGAGCCCGCCGAGCGCAAGCCGUGGUCGGAGCAGAUGCACCUGCACACCUUCGCCGACAACAAGAUCUACAACGAUCUGAAAGCCUGCAACACGCGCGUCCGCGUGCCGUCGCCGAGUGCGGCGCGGCGGCCCGCGGCGGCGCCCGCCGGGCCGGGCGAGCCGCACCUCCUGGGCGGCUACCACUGGGACUGCUCCGACUGGUGCGGCGGCGGCGCGCUGCCCGGCAUCAGCGAGGUGGCGGGCUCGGAGCGCCCCGACUCCUCGUCGCCGCCGUCGCCGCGGCCGCCGCGCCGCGCGCCGCCCGACGUGCGCCAGUCCGACUCGGCCACCGACGACCCCGACGCCCUCUCGCUGGCCGCGGCGGCUUUCCUGCUCGAUGACGAGUACUCGGCGGGCGGCGACGGCGACUCGCUGCGCGCGCGCGCCGUGCGCGAGCCCGACGCGCACAGCCUCAUCACCAUGCUGGAGGAGCGGCACUCGCUGCUGGGCGGCUCCGGCAGCGACCUGUCGGCCAACCUGUGCGAGAUCGAGGACUCGGAGGCCGAGGAGGACGCGCCCGCGCCGCCGCCGCGCCACAGCGACGUGUGACGCCGGCGCGCGCGCGGCCUCUAGCCGGGCCGCGUGUAGCCCGCGUCGGAGAACUCGCCGGACUGUUAGCGCGAUGUUACUCUGAAACGAUUAAGAAUAAGUGCAAAAAUGAACGUUUUGGAAACAUUAUCCGACCAAAGACGGAAAUGCAACCUGUUAAAUGUGAAAUAGUAGUUGUAUGUGUAUACAAAACUGUCCGAAGCGCACAAUCGCAACGACAUCAUUGGACGUUCGGUGUGCGCAGGCGGGCGGGGGACGCGACUCGCGGCGCACGUGUGUAAAUAUUACGUUAACGAGUGCGAGUGGUAGAGUAGUUAGGUUAGCUAGGUAAGCUCGCGCGCCGGGCCGCCGCGCGAAUUUAUUCUUGUAAAUAAUGUAACGAGUAAGUACUCGUAUGAGUAACUUGUGUAUUUAUGUAUAUAAUGUAGUUAGGGCUAGGCGGGAGCGACCCGGCGCGAUCGAGCUCUGUAUAAUUAUAAUAUGGUGCUCCGACUAUAGUUUCAUAUCAUGACUUUAAAUUAUGCAUUUACGGACCUCUCUCCUUGUAGGCUAGCUCGUCGUUAAGGAAUCUAUUUUUGUAUGUGUACAGCAGCGCUUGUGCGACUGACUGAUCGAACGCCGACCGCUCGCCGACGACGCGACGGUCUUAUUACUAAAUUUGUUCGCGAAUGAUGGAUGAAUUAAUUAUUUAUUUAUCUUUUGUUAUACGUUUUGACACGAUUAAUGAAGCGAAUAAAAGUACAACUACUGUGUA